This is a messenger RNA of Elgaria multicarinata webbii, 946 nucleotides long. RefSeq names its product capping actin protein of muscle Z-line subunit alpha 3 (gene CAPZA3). Bases 6 to 860 code for a protein of 284 amino acids. Gene Ontology annotation, cellular component: actin cortical patch; F-actin capping protein complex. Gene Ontology annotation, molecular function: actin filament binding. Gene Ontology annotation, biological process: barbed-end actin filament capping; actin cytoskeleton organization. The transcript has a single exon. NCBI's taxonomy places the organism in Eukaryota, Metazoa, Chordata, Lepidosauria, Squamata, Anguidae. The record is from RefSeq and is a predicted model, not a curated record.
UUUCCAUGUUUAGCUUCAUGCUUCCAAGACAGACCAUGAUGAGUGAAAAAGAAUUGUCUGAUGAAGAAAAAAUAGAAUUGAUCUGCAAUUUGCUACUUCAGGCACCCCCAGGAGAAUUCCUGAAUGUUUUUGAAGAUCUUUGCGUUCUGGUUUGCAAUUACCAUCUCAUGAGGUACGAGGCUGCUCCGGUGUGUGCUAAUCACUCCAGGAACAACUUCACAGCUGUGAGCAUAAGAGGAAACCAUGCUCUAGUGACUCGCUUCAAUCAUCUUGGAGGUAAUCGCUUCUUUGAUCCACAGAUCAAGCUUUCUUUCAGGUUUGAUCACCUGACCAAAAGAGUGGAUAAACUUCUGCUUUAUCGUUGUAUCAGAAAAGAUAAUGCGGAGUUAUGGAGAGAAACGCUUAAUGUCACUUUAGAGUCCUACAUGAAGAGACAUUUCCCUUCGGGAAGCUGUUGUGUGUACCGAAAAACUCUCAAACGCAGCCCAUUCUUCGUGGUCUGCAUUGAAAGCCAUCAGUACCAGAAGUUCUGGAAUGGACUUUGGAAAUCAGAGUGGACAAUUGCUUUUGCUCCACCUAUUACACAGAUCUUGGGAAAAAUUAAUCUGCAGAUACACUAUUUCAAAAAAGCUAACCUUCACUGGACAGCAAGCAAAGUUGCCAAGGAUUCCAUCCACUUAAUUAACCGCACCCAGUUUGCCAUGGAUUUUGAGAAAUUAAUUGAAGCUGAAGAUAACAUAUUUCAGAUUGGUUUGAUGGAAAGCCUCCAGGUCUUGUCAAAUAAUAUAUGGAGAACACUACGUAGACAGCUCCCAGUCACUCGCACUGUAAUCCGCUGGGAAAAACUGCUGUCUAUUUAGAGGUGAAAUCAUCUAGAAGUGAUGUACCGUUACGCUUGCUGAAGUGGCUUGUGUGAAUGAAAUAUCGGCCAAAUAAAACAACAAUC